AUGAAUACAACCAUCCCAACCUGGGAGACAGAACUCACCCCAACUAACGCAAGCAAUCAGGCCCUUCCUCAAUGGCCUUUCAAAGUGAAGAUCCUGAUCUUGGCCUUGGUGGACCUCAUCAUCGCCCUGGUUGGGCUGGCGGGAAAUGCGGCUGUGCUCUGGCUCCUGGGUUUCCGCAUGCGCAGAAACACCUUCUCCAUCUACGUCCUCAACCUGGCUGCGGCCGACUUCCUCUUCCUCUGCAGCCACAUGACCCGUUCCCUGCUGAAACUCAUCCAACUUUUGCAGUCCAUUUAUGUCUACCUUCCCAGAUUCUUGCUCACUCUGACAGCCUUUCUCUACACCGCGGGCCUGAGCAUGCUCAGUGCCCUGAGCACCGAGCGCUGCCUGUCUGUCGUGUGGCCCAUCUGGCACCACUACCACCGCCCCAGACACCUGUCGGCUGCCAUCUGUGCCCUGCUCUGGGCCCUGUCCUUGCUGCUGAGCUUCCUGGAAGGGUACAACUGUGGCAUCGUCUUUGAGAAAUCUAAUCAUUAUUGGUGUGAAACAUUUAAUUCCAUUAUUGCCGGUUGGACGAUUGUCUUAUGCGUGGUUCUCUCCGGGUCCAGCUUGGCUCUGCUGUUCAGGUUGUUCUGCAGUUCCCGGCGUAUGCCACUGACCAGGCUCUACACCACCAUCCUGCUGUCGGUGUUGGUCUUCCUCCUCUGCGGCCUUCCCCUUGGCAUCCUCCGGUUUUUCUUGUUCUCCAUUCAGAAUGACUCCUUGAAUUCAUAAAAUCUCACCUGGGCUUUGUUUAUCCUGUCUGGUAUUAACAGCAGCACCAACCCCAUCAUCUACUUUUUUGUUGGCUCCUUUAGGUGGAAGCGGGGGCAAACACUCCAGUUUGUUCUACAGAAGGCAUUAGAUGACAGAGCUGAGGUGGGGAAACUUGGAAAAAGAAUUCCUCCGGAAACUAUAGAGGUUCCAGCAUCCCAUUCACCUAGCAAUUCUUUAUCUACCAGGGUUCAUUCAGAGAAGUAG
Lepus europaeus (European hare) is the source of this 1020-nucleotide messenger RNA. RefSeq names its product mas-related G-protein coupled receptor member X1-like. Gene Ontology annotation, biological process: G protein-coupled receptor signaling pathway. Gene Ontology annotation, cellular component: membrane. Gene Ontology annotation, molecular function: G protein-coupled receptor activity. The record is from RefSeq and is a predicted model, not a curated record. The transcript has a single exon. Lineage: Eukaryota; Metazoa; Chordata; Mammalia; Lagomorpha; Leporidae.